This is a messenger RNA of Abrus precatorius (Indian licorice), 1560 nucleotides long. RefSeq names its product cytochrome P450 710A11-like. The record is from RefSeq and is a predicted model, not a curated record. Gene Ontology annotation, biological process: sterol metabolic process. The coding region runs from base 1 to 1560 and encodes 519 amino acids. NCBI's taxonomy places the organism in Eukaryota, Viridiplantae, Streptophyta, Magnoliopsida, Fabales, Fabaceae. The transcript has a single exon. Gene Ontology annotation, molecular function: oxidoreductase activity, acting on paired donors, with incorporation or reduction of molecular oxygen; heme binding; monooxygenase activity.
AUGGGUAUGACCACUCUAACAUCCUCUGUUGUCUCCUUCUCCUUCAAGGACUUAACACCCUACUUCCUAUGCUUCCUACUCCUCCUCCUUCUCCUCGAACAGAUCUCCUACCUCCUCAAGAAGGGCUCAGUCCCAGGACCAGCCCUAGUGCCACCCUUCCUAGGCAACGCAAUCCCAUUGGUACGAAACCCAACAAAGUUCUGGGACCUGCAAUCCUACCUAGCCAAGUCCACCACCCUAGGAUUCUCCGUCAACUACAUCAUCGGCAACUUCAUCGUCUUCAUCCGAGACACCGAACUCUCUCACAAAGUCUUCGCCAAUGUCAGGCCCGACGCCUUCCGCCUCGUCGGCCACCCCUUCGGCAAAAAACUCUUCGGGGAACACAACCUCAUCUACAUGAUGGGCCAAGACCACAAAAACCUCCGCCGUAGGAUAGCCCCCAACUUCACCCCCAAGGCCCUCUCCACCUACACAAGCCUCCAGCAAAUUAUAAUCCUCAACCAUCUCAAGUCAUGGGUCCAGAAAGCCCAAGCCCAACAACACUCAAUUCCCCUCCGUAUCCUCGCCCGCGACAUGAACCUCGACACUUCCCAGACUGUCUUCGUCGGCUCCUACUUGGGCCCAAAAGCCCGAGAGCGCUUCGAGCGUGAUUACUUCCUCUUCAACGUCGGCCUCAUGAAGCUCCCCAUUGAUUUCCCCGGCACCGCGUUUCGAAACGCGAGGCUCGCCGUCGACCGCCUCGUCGGAGCCCUGGCCACCUGCGCCGAGAUGAGCAAGGCGAGGAUGGAGAAGGGAGAAGAACCUUCGUGCCUCAUCGAUUACUGGAUGCAGGACACUCUGAGGGAAAUCGAAGAGGCAAGGCUCGCCGGAGAGCACGUUAUGCCGUUCACCUCGGACGCCGAGAUCGGCGGCUACCUCUUCGACUUCCUCUUCGCGGCGCAGGACGCGUCCACGUCGUCGCUGCUGUGGGCGGUGGCGCUUCUGGACUCGCACCCGGAGGUGCUGGCGAAGGUGAGGGAGGAGGUUGCCGGAAUCUGGUCGCCGGAGUCGGACGUGCUGAUAACUUCGGAGCAGCUGAGGGAGAUGAAGUACACGCAGGCGGUGGCGCGUGAGGUGGUGAGGUUUCGGCCGCCGGCGACGCUGGUACCGCACAUCGCGGCGGAGAGGUUUCCGCUGACGGAAUCUUAUACGAUACCGAAGGGAGCAAUUAUUUUUCCGUCGGCGUUCGAGUCGUCGUUUCAGGGGUUCACUGAACCGGACCGGUUUGAUCCGAACCGGUUUUCGGAGGAGAGGCAAGAGGACCAAAUAUUUAAAAGAAACUUUUUGGCGUUUGGGGCUGGGCCCCACCAGUGUGUGGGCCAGAGGUACGCGUUAAAUCAUCUUGUUUUGUUUAUCGCCAUGUUCUCAACGUUGAUUGAUUUCAAGAGGGACAGAACUGACGGCUGUGAUGAGAUCGCCUAUGUCCCCACUAUUUGCCCCAAAGACGAUUGCAGGGUUUUCCUCUCUAACCGUUGCGCACGGUAUCCUUCCUUCCCUGUGGUGGAUGAGCUUGUCAAAUGA